UUGCUUCUCUCGCGCGUUCUUACUUGGCAUUGGCUCACUCCAGUCGCAGGUGACUCGUUCAAGAAUGGGCUCCCACUGGUAUUCUUGAUGCCGUCAUGUAAGUUGCAUUACCUCGGUCCAGGGGCUUGGAUCAAUGUCUCACAUGACAUUCCUGUUGCAAACCCUGUCCAUUAUCUGUCAUCUUCGUCAUCUCCGUCCUAUCCGUCAUCUCUUG
This is a messenger RNA of Truncatella angustata, 214 nucleotides long. RefSeq lists its product as uncharacterized. The record is from RefSeq and is a predicted model, not a curated record. The transcript has a single exon. Lineage: Eukaryota; Fungi; Ascomycota; Sordariomycetes; Amphisphaeriales; Sporocadaceae. The annotation marks the transcript as partial.